UCAGGGAAGGAGCUCCUGUCCAAUGUACUAGCCUGUCUUCCCCGAUCCGCCUUUCCGGCGCGCCAACUUCCUCGUAGCCGCCAGUCCCCCGCCUUCUCCGGGCGCACCACCCAAAAUUCUCCCGACCCAACAACGUCCAACGCUCUCGAUCGCCCCCUCUUCCUCUUCCUCCUCCCAGCCUCCCGAUCGCUCCAGCGCGCCAUGAGCGAGGCACCCGGGACGACCGCCGCCGCCGGAGACGAUCCUGACGCCACCGCCAACGCCAAUCAGCAGCAGCAGCAGCAGCAGCAGCAGGCGCAGCCCGAGGCGCAGGACGACGCGGACCAGCUGUCGGAGCUGAGGCAGAUCUUCCGGUCCUUCGACCGCAACAAGGACGGCAGCCUGACGCAGCUGGAGCUGGGCUCCCUCCUCCGCUCCCUCGGCCUCAAGCCCAGCACCGACGAGCUCGACGCCCUCAUCCACCGCGCCGACACCAACUCCAACGGCCUCGUCGAGUUCUCCGAGUUCGUCGCCCUCGUCGCGCCCUCGCUCCUGGACGACCGCUCCCCCUACUCCGAGGACCAGCUCCGCAGGCUCUUCGAGAUCUUCGACCGCGACGGCAACGGCUUCAUCACCGCCGCCGAGCUCGCGCACUCCAUGGCCAAGCUCGGCCACGCGCUGACCGCCAAGGAGCUCACCGGGAUGAUCGAGGAGGCCGACACCGACGGCGACGGCCGGAUCGACUUCCGUGAGUUCUCCCGCGCCAUCACCGCCGCCGCCUUCGACAACGUCUUCUCCUGACCGAGCCGUCGACCUGAGAGAGGCCCGCCCAUCAAUCGCCUUCGACCUCCGUGCGGAUUCGAUCCAUCUCACGCGUCAUCAUCGGUUGCGCUCAGUUGGUGUCCGUGCUUCUCUCGAUCGAUUGUGUUCUUGUCCGGGGACGGGGAGGUCAGUGAUCAGAUAAUUUUUAGGCUACAGGUGUUGGGGGUGAGAUGAGCUGUUGUGUGUUAUGAAUAACAAACAGAUUAAACAUACCAAGAAUGGCAAUGGCAGGAUCAGUUUAAGGAUCAA
Messenger RNA from Hordeum vulgare subsp. vulgare (domesticated barley), 1050 nucleotides. RefSeq names its product probable calcium-binding protein CML11. Gene Ontology annotation, molecular function: enzyme regulator activity; calcium ion binding. The record is from RefSeq and is a predicted model, not a curated record. The annotation marks the transcript as partial. The transcript has a single exon. NCBI's taxonomy places the organism in Eukaryota, Viridiplantae, Streptophyta, Magnoliopsida, Poales, Poaceae.